Molecule: messenger RNA, 1152 nt
Organism: Oldenlandia corymbosa var. corymbosa
Lineage: Eukaryota; Viridiplantae; Streptophyta; Magnoliopsida; Gentianales; Rubiaceae
Source: the annotation of a GenBank genome assembly
AUGUCAUCCGAAGUUGCUGGUUGUACUCAAAUCGCUUCAAAGAGUGUAGAGGGUCGCAUGGAGGCUCAAGUACAGCUCAUGAAGAGUCAAAUUGACUUCCUACAUGAUGCUUUGGCCGAGGUUAAGGAGGCAAACCGAGACUUGUCUCAAAUGCUUUCAAAUCAGCAAGAUAAAGCUAUGGUAAGUUUUGAGAAAAUUGCUGAAAAUUUAAGAGUCUUAUGUGAUCAUUUUGAAGUUAAACAAGUACCCUCGUAUGCUGGAAUGUUGCAAGUGUCAUUGCCUUUGUUUUAUGGUUGUCAUAGAGAAUAUGAUACUUGGGAAAAGAGCAUAGAGAAUUUGUUUGUGUUGCUUAACAUAGAGAAAGAGAGUGAGAAAAUAGCCUUAGCUAUAGGUUGUUUUUGUUCUAAUGCUUUGAAUUGGUGGAAGCUAGUUUCAAAUAUCUAUUCGCAUUAUUGGUAUCGUAAUUUUGAUGAUUGGCAUGAUUUGAGAAGUGCUUUGCGAGAAAGAUAUGCUGGUACUAACACCUUUGAUGAAGCAAAAGUGAAGUUGCUCAAUUGUAAGCAGAAUGGUAAAUCCAUUCAAUCUUACUUUGAGGAACUAGAAGGGUUGUUUCUGAGUUCAGAAGUGGAUGAGAACGACUAUAUGUUGACAGACCGUUUCCACUAUGGCUUGGACAAGUGUUUCAAACAACACCCAAAGAUAAGGAGACAAUCAAGGCUCUAUGAGGCAUACUAUGCUGCCUUAGAAGUGGAAAGAGAGCAUGAUAUUUCUUGUGGUUGGAAUGGUCCAAUUGAGGAUCAGGGGCCAAUCAAGGAAGAAAGGAUGGAUCUUGACUACCUAUGUGAUAGGGAGUUGGUUCAAGAGAGCUAUGAUCAAGGUGAUGAGAAUGUCAUUAACUUUGGGGUUCUUGAGUGGACGGCCUAUUUGAUCAAAGUGUUCAAGAUUGAGUCCAUUGCUACACAAUUGGAUAGGCCAAUCAAGGAAGAAAGGAUGGAUCUUGACUACCUGUGUGAGAGGGAGUUGGUUCAAGAAAGCUAUGAUCAAGAUGAUGAGAAUGUCAUUAUCUUUGGAGUUCAAACCAAAGGACAUGAUGACCUCAAGGAAAUAAGUGCUCAAGAGUAUCAAAGGAGUUUGACUCUAGGUGCUCCAUGA